Medioppia subpectinata is the source of this 442-nucleotide messenger RNA. Lineage: Eukaryota; Metazoa; Arthropoda; Arachnida; Sarcoptiformes; Oppiidae. The record is from the annotation of a GenBank genome assembly.
CUUUGGUGUGAAAAUACUGAAACAAAUGCCGUAUAAAAGUAAGUCAAGGAAGAGAAGAGUUGAUAAGAUGCCAACCGAUGGUAGUAAUAACGGCACCGGCAAUACCGGGGCUACCAGUGGUGGCAACACUACCACCACCGGCGCCGGCAUACCCAUGGAUAACGUGGUCGUACGUGUUAAUAGCCACAGCAAACUGGCCACCACUGGGUCGGGCGCCAACUCGACCACACACUCGGGCUCCCCAUCGCCCACCGUUAUGGACGCCAAACCCAUCCCUUUCCGCGAGUUUGACCACUAUUAUCGGCUCCGGAGGGCCGACUCGGGCUUAAAAUUGGCCGAAGAGUACGAAGAGCUGAAGGACUGGAUGACCGCCAGGAAUAGGACCACAAAGAUAUCCCAGUUUACCAUCAAUAAGCCCAAGAAUCGUUUUGUGAAUAUACUA